Psammomys obesus (fat sand rat) is the source of this 4125-nucleotide messenger RNA. RefSeq names its product ATPase sarcoplasmic/endoplasmic reticulum Ca2+ transporting 2 (gene Atp2a2). The record is from RefSeq and is a predicted model, not a curated record. Gene Ontology annotation, biological process: calcium ion transmembrane transport; regulation of cardiac muscle contraction by calcium ion signaling; intracellular calcium ion homeostasis. Lineage: Eukaryota; Metazoa; Chordata; Mammalia; Rodentia; Muridae. Gene Ontology annotation, molecular function: ATP binding; P-type calcium transporter activity involved in regulation of cardiac muscle cell membrane potential; ATP hydrolysis activity. Gene Ontology annotation, cellular component: membrane. The transcript has 20 exons. Bases 172 to 3303 code for a protein of 1043 amino acids.
UUCAGCGCCCGGUCAGGCGGAAGCGGCCGCCGCCGCGGAGGAGGAGGAGGAGGAGGAGGCAGCUGUCCGCGCCCGGGCGCCCGCGGUGGCACGAGCCCGCGGCCCGAGUGCGAGGCGGAGGCGAGGAGGCCGCGGGGACGCGAGGCGAGGCCGGCCGGGGCCCCCGCAGCCAUGGAGAACGCUCACACAAAGACGGUGGAGGAGGUGCUGGGCCACUUCGGCGUCAACGAGAGCACGGGGCUGAGCCUGGAGCAGGUCAAGAAGCUCAAGGAGAGAUGGGGUUCCAACGAAUUACCGGCAGAAGAAGGAAAAACCUUGCUGGAGCUUGUGAUUGAGCAGUUUGAAGACUUACUAGUUAGAAUUUUAUUGCUGGCAGCGUGCAUAUCUUUUGUUUUGGCUUGGUUUGAAGAAGGUGAAGAAACAAUUACAGCCUUUGUAGAACCUUUUGUAAUUCUGCUUAUAUUAGUAGCCAAUGCAAUUGUGGGUGUAUGGCAGGAAAGAAAUGCUGAAAAUGCAAUAGAAGCUCUUAAAGAGUAUGAACCUGAAAUGGGCAAAGUUUAUCGACAGGACAGAAAGAGUGUACAGCGAAUUAAAGCUAAAGACAUAGUACCUGGGGAUAUUGUAGAAAUUGCUGUUGGCGACAAAGUUCCUGCUGAUAUAAGAUUGACUUCCAUCAAGUCUACAACUCUAAGAGUUGACCAGUCAAUUCUCACAGGUGAAUCUGUUUCAGUCAUCAAACACACUGACCCUGUCCCUGACCCACGAGCUGUCAAUCAAGAUAAAAAGAACAUGCUAUUUUCUGGUACAAACAUUGCUGCUGGGAAAGCUAUGGGAGUCGUGGUGGCAACUGGAGUUAAUACUGAAAUCGGCAAGAUCCGGGAUGAAAUGGUUGCAACAGAACAGGAGAGAACACCCCUACAGCAGAAGUUAGAUGAGUUUGGGGAGCAGCUUUCCAAAGUUAUCUCCCUCAUUUGCAUUGCAGUAUGGAUCAUAAACAUUGGACAUUUCAAUGACCCAGUUCAUGGGGGCUCUUGGAUCAGAGGUGCCAUCUACUACUUUAAGAUUGCAGUGGCCCUGGCUGUUGCUGCCAUCCCCGAGGGUCUACCUGCUGUCAUUACCACCUGCUUGGCUCUUGGAACUCGAAGGAUGGCAAAGAAAAAUGCUAUUGUUCGAAGUCUGCCUUCUGUGGAGACCCUUGGUUGUACUUCUGUUAUCUGCUCAGACAAAACAGGCACACUUACCACAAACCAGAUGUCAGUCUGCAGGAUGUUCAUUUUGGACAAAGUUGAAGGUGAUUCUUGUUCCCUUAAUGAGUUUACCAUAACUGGAUCAACAUAUGCACCUAUUGGAGAAGUGCAUAAAGAUGACAAGCCAGUGAAAUGCCAUCAGUAUGACGGGCUUGUAGAGUUAGCAACAAUCUGUGCUCUGUGUAAUGACUCCGCUUUGGAUUAUAAUGAGGCAAAGGGUGUGUAUGAGAAAGUUGGAGAAGCUACAGAGACUGCUCUCACUUGCCUGGUAGAGAAGAUGAAUGUAUUUGAUACCGAACUGAAGGGACUUUCUAAAAUAGAACGUGCAAAUGCCUGCAAUUCGGUCAUUAAACAGCUGAUGAAGAAGGAAUUUACUCUAGAGUUUUCACGCGAUAGAAAAUCAAUGUCUGUCUAUUGUACACCAAACAAACCGAGCCGGACAUCCAUGAGCAAGAUGUUUGUGAAGGGUGCUCCUGAAGGUGUCAUCGACAGAUGCACCCAUAUCCGAGUUGGAAGUACCAAGGUCCCCAUGACUCCUGGUGUCAAACAGAAGAUUAUGUCUGUCAUUCGGGAGUGGGGCAGUGGCAGCGACACACUGCGCUGCCUGGCCUUGGCUACUCAUGACAACCCGCUAAGGAGAGAAGAGAUGCACCUGGAAGACUCUGCCAACUUCAUCAAAUAUGAGACCAAUCUGACUUUCGUUGGCUGUGUGGGCAUGCUGGAUCCUCCCAGGAUCGAAGUGGCCUCUUCAGUGAAGCUGUGCCGGCAAGCAGGCAUCCGAGUCAUCAUGAUCACUGGGGACAACAAAGGGACUGCUGUGGCCAUCUGUCGCCGCAUUGGCAUCUUUGGGCAGGAUGAGGAUGUGACAUCAAAGGCUUUUACAGGGCGGGAGUUUGAUGAACUAAGCCCCUCAGCCCAGAGAGAUGCCUGUUUAAAUGCCCGGUGUUUUGCUCGAGUUGAACCUUCUCACAAGUCUAAGAUCGUUGAGUUCCUUCAGUCUUUUGAUGAGAUCACAGCUAUGACAGGUGAUGGUGUGAAUGAUGCCCCUGCUCUGAAGAAAUCUGAAAUCGGAAUUGCCAUGGGCUCAGGUACCGCAGUGGCCAAGACUGCCUCUGAGAUGGUCCUGGCAGAUGACAACUUCUCCACCAUUGUGGCUGCUGUGGAGGAGGGCCGAGCUAUCUACAACAACAUGAAGCAGUUCAUCCGCUACCUCAUUUCAUCCAAUGUUGGGGAAGUGGUCUGUAUCUUCCUGACGGCAGCCCUUGGGUUUCCUGAGGCUUUAAUUCCUGUCCAGCUACUCUGGGUCAAUCUGGUGACAGAUGGUCUGCCCGCCACUGCACUGGGGUUCAAUCCUCCGGACCUGGAUAUCAUGAACAAGCCUCCCCGGAACCCAAAAGAGCCACUGAUUAGCGGAUGGCUCUUUUUCCGUUACCUGGCUAUUGGCUGUUACGUUGGUGCUGCAACCGUGGGUGCUGCUGCAUGGUGGUUCAUCGCUGCCGAUGGUGGUCCUAGAGUAUCCUUCUACCAACUGAGUCAUUUCCUACAGUGUAAAGAGGACAACCCAGACUUUGAUGGAGUGGAUUGUGCAAUCUUUGAAUCCCCAUACCCAAUGACAAUGGCACUUUCUGUUCUUGUAACCAUAGAGAUGUGUAAUGCCCUCAACAGCUUGUCUGAAAACCAGUCCUUGCUGAGGAUGCCCCCCUGGGAGAAUAUCUGGCUUGUGGGCUCUAUCUGCUUGUCCAUGUCACUUCACUUCUUGAUCCUCUACGUUGAACCUUUGCCGCUCAUCUUCCAGAUCACACCGCUGAAUCUGACCCAGUGGCUGAUGGUGCUGAAAAUCUCCUUGCCUGUGAUCCUCAUGGAUGAGACACUCAAGUUUGUGGCCCGAAACUACCUGGAACCCGGUAAAGAGUGUGUGCAGCCUGCCACCAAAUCCUCCUGCUCGCUGUCGGCAUGCACCGAUGGCAUUUCCUGGCCGUUUGUGCUGCUCAUUAUGCCCCUGGUGGUCUGGGUCUACAGCACAGACACUAACUUUAGCGAUAUGUUCUGGUCUUGACUGACAGCGCUACAUACAGAAGAUGUUUAACUUAAUCAAUUAAUUUUUUUAUUGUUUAAAGCAACUGUCUAUUUCUGCUGAAUUUUCACAUGAACAUAUUGGCUGGUGAAGGAGGUUUCAUAUUCUAGAUUUUGUUUUGCUUUUUCUGACUCCAGUGGGACAAGAUUUUCAUUUUUUUAUACACAUAAUUAAAGUGUCCAUUGACAUGUACAGAGAACUAACACUAUUUUAUGCAGAUAUUUUUUUGUAGAUGAAAAAGCAUGUACAGUGUUCUGUUUAAUACUCAUACUUGUACAAAGAUAGUUGAGCCAGCAGACAUUGUCAGCAAAUUAAUUGGCAGCAGACUUUAGGAAAUGAAUGUGUGUGGUUUUUAAAAGGAGAAAAAAAAAAAAAAACUAAAUAGCAUGUAUUGUGUCUUUUGCAUGAUUCUCUGGAUUUAAUUUGGUAUCACAGUCUAAUUUUUAUUCAUAAGCCAAUUUUUCUGCACUGAGCAGAGUCCUGCUACCUCAGUCAGUAUUUUUGGUUUGCCACUUCCUGCACCCUCAGCCUCUGUCACCCCCCAGCCCACCCCGCUCGGCUUCUUCUGUAGGUCUGAUGGUUCUGUUUACAUCCGUCUUCACAAGAGGUUUGCCUGUUCUCGCUUGUGCAGAAAACAUUGCUCCAGAUUCAAUCGACUGGGUUUCUGUCCCUCGCCUAGUUUUUAAGGUUAUUUAUUUAAAUGUCUAAUGUAUUUUAUUGUAACAGACAUUGUUUUGCCAACAUUGCCUCUUCAGUGGCACUUCACAAUCUAGUUUAAAAGAAAAAUAAAACAUUUUAAAUGGA